UACUCUUUUAAAAAGGGUAACCCAGAGACAGAGCAGGGACAGAGAGCAGGGAAACCAAAAAUCCUCUGUUUUUUUUUAAUCAAAAAUUCUAAUCAGAGAAAUCGAAACUUCUUGGAUCCUCUCUAGAGAUCUCUUUGUAUAUUAGAAAGGAGAGGAGAUACUAUCAUCCCUUGAAACGUUUUUGACUCGUUCUGAAAGAGAUGUCAGGUUGUGAACAAACAAGAGAGAAGCUAUCAGAUUCUGAGUGCAUAGAGGAUGAGCCAAGGCGUUCUAGAAUUGGGAAUCUGAGAAAGAAGGCUAUUAGUUGUUCUAGUAAACUUACACAUCCUUUGAAGAGGAAAGGCAAACGUAAAAUCGGUUCCAUGGUUCCUUUGAUUGAAGAUGUUAGGGAUGAGAAUGAGGAGAAGAUUGUUUCUAAACUGCGUCAAGAGCUUCUCAAGAAAGAUUUGUUGCCUCCUAGGCAUGAUGAUUACCAUAUGUUGUUAAGGUUUCUCAAAACCAUGGAAUUCAAAAUUGAGAAGACUGUCACGGCAUGGGAAGAAAUGCUUAAAUGGAGGAAAGAAUUUGGAACCGAUAGCAUUAUACAGGAUUUCAAUUUCAAAGAGUUGGACAAAGUGACAAGGCACUAUCCUCAAGGGUAUCAUGGAGUUGAUAAAGAUGGGAGACCUAUCUAUAUUGAGAGACUUGGGAAAGCUCAUCCUGGUAAGCUUAUGGAAGUUACUACCAUAGAGCGAUACUUGAAGUACCAUGUACAAGAAUUUGAGAGGACCCUUCAAGAGAAGCUCCCUGCGUGUUCAAUUGCAGCAAAGCGACGAGUCACUACAACAACUACAAUACUAGAUGUUGAAGGCCUGGGCAUGAAGAACUUUACUCCGACAGCUGCUAAUCUCCUAGCCACCAUUGCUAAAGUAGAUUGCAAUUAUUACCCUGAGACUUUGCACCGAAUGUUCAUUGUCAAUGCAGGGAUUGGUUUCAGGAAUAUUCUUUGGCCUGCCGCGCAGAAGCUUCUUGAUCCUAUGACUAUUGCAAAGAUACAAGUUUUGGAGCCAAGGUCCUUGUCAAAGUUACUUGAAGCAAUUGAUUCCAGUCAACUUCCAGAAUUCUUAGGAGGCUUAUGCAAAUGUCCUAACGAGGGAGGGUGCUUGAGGUCUAACAAAGGACCCUGGAAUGAUCCUGAAAUAGUUGAGCUCGUACAUCACAUGGAAGUAAAUCCUAUACCGCAAACGAUAAAAGCCCCUCUUCAUAUAAGAGAUCAUGAUUCCACCACUCACAUGAUCCCUCCUAAAGAAAGGUAUAACGAGACUUUAAAAGAAGAGCCAGAGUCUGAAGAACAUUACUCUUCCACUGGGUCAAGAUCUUCAAUGUACACACGUUUAGGUCCUCCACUCUCUGAUAAGGCUAGUACAUCAGAUGGUGAUAAAUUCAUUACCACCGUGGAAUCUGUAGAACUGGCUCAAGGAGAACGGUCUCAAACCCAAUCACUUAACACGAACGAUGAUAACUCUUCUUCUGCAAACUCAUCCAGAAGAGAAGGUGGUCAGAGUUUACGUUUUAAUACUCUUAGAGAGAUCAACAGCGAUAAAAUCUUCAGCUUGGUGAAAAUACUAGUAGCCUUUCCACUGAAGCUAUUUGCUCUCUUUGUUUUCUUAUUGCCUGGAUACUGGCAAAGACAGAACACAUUUGUAGUACCAGAUUCAUCGAUAAACAACCAGGUUCUUGAGUGUCUAGAUCGUCUAAAGAAGAUGGAGAAAGAGUUCACAGAGAUAAGUAGAAAACCUGUAAAAAUCCCAGAGGCGAAUGAGAAGCUGUUAACAGAGUCACUAGAGAGGAUCAAGUCUCUAGAACUCGAUCUGGACAAAACCAAAUCAGUAUUACACUUAACAUUAACAAAACAGCUUCAGAUAACAGAACAGCUUGAAUCUAAUUACCACAACCGAAGAAAACGAUGCUGUAUGUGAAGUUUUUGGUAUUGUCAGAAGAGUGAUAUGAGGAGACGCAACAUUCCAUAUGCAGCAUUGCAGGACCUUUGGAACUAUUUUUUUGGUUUUUUGGUUGUUCCCUGUAAAUUAAUAUCUAAAUAUCUGAGUGAGGGACCAAAUAAUUAUACGUAGGUGUUUGAAUAUUGAAAAGUUAUCUUUAAUUUACCAAAUACAAAAGCUUACAUAAUUGGUGAAUUGUAAUAGUUGAGCAAACAUGG
Messenger RNA from Capsella rubella, 2197 nucleotides. RefSeq names its product phosphatidylinositol/phosphatidylcholine transfer protein SFH14. The coding region runs from base 201 to 1958 and encodes 585 amino acids. The transcript is spliced from 15 exons. NCBI's taxonomy places the organism in Eukaryota, Viridiplantae, Streptophyta, Magnoliopsida, Brassicales, Brassicaceae. The record is from RefSeq and is a predicted model, not a curated record.